ACAUGAUUGCGGGUAUAACGGCCGCCGUAGCAGCAGGCUCCAGUUUAGCGGGUACGACCGUCAGCGCCAUGACCAGCAGUGGAGGGUACAGUGUAGCCUGUGGGAUCGAGACUGCUAGCUGGACCAAGUAUACUCUGGAGAAGCCUACGGCGUUCAAUGACGGCGGACUGAUUAAAACCCCACCGAUAGAUAUUCUACCGGGUGUCAAGGAGGCAAUGGUGGCUCAUAAGACUGGAUGAACUGCUACAGGGACGUAUGGCUCAGUUUCCUGGGUCAUCAAGGACAGGCGUGCGGUAGUGAUGUGGGCAGUGCCAUUCAACCAUGACUACUACA
Mizuhopecten yessoensis (Yesso scallop) is the source of this 333-nucleotide messenger RNA. RefSeq names its product tereporin-Ca1-like. Lineage: Eukaryota; Metazoa; Mollusca; Bivalvia; Pectinida; Pectinidae. The record is from RefSeq and is a predicted model, not a curated record. Bases 3 to 239 code for a protein of 78 amino acids. The transcript is spliced from 2 exons.